CAGGAUGAGAGGAGGAUGCUUCAUGCUGUAUACCGCGUGGGAAACCUGGACGAGACUAUCAAGUACUACGAGAAACACUUUGGCCUGAAGCAGCUGCGCUACCGUGACAUUCCUGAGGAGAAGUACAGCAAUGCUUUCUUAGGAGCCGGGCCAGAGACAGACCACUUUGCCCUGGAGCUCACGUACAACUACGGCGUCGACCACUAUGACAUCGGCACUGGGUUUGGCCACUUCGCCCUCGCGCACCCAGAUGUGUACAGCCUGGUGGACAGCAUCAAGAAGGAGGGCGGUAAGGUGUCUAGGGAUGCUGGGCCUGUGAAGGGCGGCAAGACAGUGAUUGCUUUUGUGGACGACCCUACCGGCUACAAGUGGGAGCUCAUCCAGCGGCCAGAGCCCAUCCCAGAGCCCAUCGCGCAGGUGAUGCUGCGGGUGACCGAUCUGGACAAGAGCAUCCAGUACUACACAGAGGCGCUGGGCAUGAAGCUGCUGCGCAAGCGCGACAACCCCGAGGGCAAAUACACCCUCGCCUUCAUGGCUUACGGCCCUGAGAAUGAGAAUACCGUCAUAGAACUCACCUACAAUUGGGGCAAGAAUGAGUACGAGAACUUCAAGGGCAACGCGUACGCGCAGGUGGCAAUCAGCACCAAGGACGUGUACAAGAGCGCUGAGCAGAUCAAGGCGGCAGGCGGCGCUAUCACGCGCGAGCCCGGCCCGCUGCCAGGGAUCGGCACAAAGAUCCUGGCCACCACGGACCCCGAUGGCUGGAAGUAUGUGCUCGUGGAUGAGGAGGACUUCCUCAAUGAGCUCAAGUAGAGGGCUGCCUGCACAAGCUCUCGACGUCCACAAAUGGCCAACAAUGUGAUGAGUGCCUAUGUUCCUGUAGUCCAUGUGAUAAGAAAGGUCCUAUUGACGGCCUUUUGUGCGCGCUGACCUGUGACGAGUGGCAACUGUAACUCACCCAGUUGGCUCCCAGAGUUGAAUUUGCCUGGUGUUGUCUGCUGAGCCCUAAGCUUUGCAUCUUUUGUACCUGUGGAGGACGGUGUGCCCUUGGAGGCAAUGCUUGCUGCAUGGUGGUAUUACUGCGAGGUAAUUUAUGUGUACAC
Coccomyxa subellipsoidea C-169 is the source of this 1103-nucleotide messenger RNA. RefSeq names its product glyoxalase I. The transcript is spliced from 7 exons. The record is from RefSeq and is a predicted model, not a curated record. Lineage: Eukaryota; Viridiplantae; Chlorophyta; Trebouxiophyceae; Coccomyxaceae. The coding region runs from base 16 to 813 and encodes 265 amino acids. Gene Ontology annotation, molecular function: lactoylglutathione lyase activity; metal ion binding. Gene Ontology annotation, cellular component: cytoplasm.